AUGCCGCGUGUUUAUAAACCUGAUCCUAGAGGGAAAAGAUAUAGAAAGUACGAUGAAAAUAUUAUAAAUGAAGCUGUUGCCGCAUAUGCGAAUGGCAAAUUCUCUUUAAAGGCCAUAGCAGAGAAAUAUGAUAUUGAUAAAUCUGUACUUUAUAGACACAGUGUCAAAACUAUGAAAAAACAAGGAGGGCAAACUAUUUUAACUAACGAGACUGAAGAAUGCAUGAUAAAGUAUAUCAAUAUAUGUGCAGAAUGGGGAUGCCCUUUAGAUGCUUUAGAUUUGAGAUACAUUGUUAAGACUUAUCUUGACCAAGUGGGUCGGACAGUACUCAAAUUUAAAAAUAAUUUACCAGGCCCCGACUUUGUCGCGAGUUUUCUAAAACGUCACAAAAACCAAAUUUCCCAAAGAUAUAGCCAAAACAUUAAGAAAAAAAGGGCAGAAGUUUCACCAAACUUGAUUAAAGAAUAUUUCAAAGAGUUAGAAGUGUCAUUGGCAGGUAUUAAUCCGAGUUCUAUAAUUAAUUACGAUGAAACUAAUUUGACUGAUGACCCAGGACGCAAAAAAAUCAUUACUAAACGAGGAACGAAGUACCCAGAGAGGGUAAUGAAUAGUUCAAAGUCUUCAGUUUCAUUGAUGAUAGCCGCUACAGCUGACGGCACUUUACUCCCGCCGUAUGUGGUAUACAAGGCUCAAAACUUGUAUAACACAUGGACUGAAAAUGGACCACCAGGAGCAAGGUAUAAUCGUACGCAAUCCGGUUGGUUUGAUGCAACCAUUUUUGAAGAUUGGAUUAAAUCCAUCAUUAUACCUCACUUCAAAGAUAAAGUUGGGAAAAAGUGCCUAAUAGGCGAUAAUCUCUCGUCGCAUUUAUCGAUUGAGACAAUAAAACUGUGCCACGAACAAAAUAUAUCGUUCAUUUUUUUACCGGCAAAUAGUACACACCUCACACAACCUCUUGAUGUAGCAUUCUUCAGGCCUAUGAAGAUAGCAUGGCGAAACGUAGUAUUAAAGUGGAAAAAAACCGAUGGGAAAGCCCAAUCAACGAUUCCAAAGGGAUGUUUUCCUAGACUUUUAAAUAAAUUAAUGGAAGAGCUUCGUAACAACAGUAAGGCUAAUAUAAUAGCAGGAUUCCGGAAAACAGGAAUAUACCCGAUUAAUGAAGAAGAGGUUUUAAGCAGACUACCUGAAGUGCAAAACAAUGAAAAGAAAACUGAAAUAGAAAAAUCCGUUCUAGAUCUGCUCAGGGAGAUGAGAUAUGGAACCAUGAACAUAACCGAACCAAAAAGGAAAAAAAAGUUGAUAGUAAUACCUGGACGAAGCGUUGCUUCUGAAAGUGAAGACUACAUAGAAACAGAACAAGAAGAAAGCCAACAAAAACCAAAAAAGGCAGAUCUGAGAUCCAAAAUAACACAAAACAAAGAAAAUACUACAACUAAUACUUACGAUGGCAAAGAAAACAAUAAACAUAAGGGAAAAGGUGUAGGGAAAAAAACUAAAACACAAGAUCAGAAUAUUGCUGAAAAAGAAAAUAAACAAGAAAACGGACCAGACACUGAAAAAAUACUACUUGACGCAAUAAAUGACUUUGAUUUUGUAGCGAACAAUUCAAUAGAAACAAUGCCUAUUAUGUUGGAAGACAUGUUGCUGUUUUUCGUGUCUCGAUCUCCUAAGAAAAUACUAACCUUCAUAAUUUUUCAGGACGCGAAGGAGCAGCUAAACAAGAAUCAAAAUGGCGACGCCGACGCUCUCGAGAACAUUCUGUCGCACGUCGGCGACAUGGGUCGCUACCAGAAACUGCUGUUCUUGGCGAUGAUGCCGUUUGGACUAUUUUUCGCGUAUAUCUACUUCGUCCAGAUGUUCAUAGCUGCGACCCCCCAGAGGCACUGGUGCAGCGUUCCCGAGCUCCAGCACUUGGAUAUGGAGUUGAGACGUAAUCUCUCGGCUCCGGGCGCGGUCACCGGUGACUGGGACCGAUGCAGCACGUACAAGACGAAUUGGACCAGAGUACUGGAGACCCUCACGCCACCUGACCCCGGGACACCGACGGUGCCCUGCGAGAACGGGUGGGAUUUUGAGCUGACUGAUAUACCUUAUCAUACUGUAGUUAGCGAAAGAGGAUGGGUGUGUGAGAAGUCCGGAUACGCACCCACAGCUCAAGCCAUAUUUUUUGCUGGUUCAUUUGUCGGGGGUCUUUUGUUUGGAUGGAUCGCCGACAACUUCGGAAGAGUUCCAGCACUGAUAGGUUCGAAUCUAGUCGGCAGCAUUGGAGGUAUAGCAACGAUAUUCACAAGUGGAUUGUGGGACUUCAUAGCGUGCAGAUUUUUAGUCGGAAUGUCCUUCGACAACGCAUUCAUGAUGAUAUAUAUUUUAGUACUAGAAUACGUCGGUCCCCGGCAUCGUACCUGGGUGGCGAAUAUGUCGAUAGCCUUGUACUUCGGAACUGGUUGCCUGACGUUACCCUGGCUGGCUCUAUGGAUGGGUGACUGGAGGAAGCUGCUCUGGCUGACGUCGCUGCCAAUGCUGAUAGUCCUCUUCGUGCCUUUCGUCGUCCCCGAGAGUGCGAGAUGGUUACUAACAAGGGGCCGAGUUAACAAAGCUGUUGAGAUACUAAAGACGUUCGAACGUGUCAACGGCACUAAGAUACCUGACGAUGUCAUGGACGAUUUUGUUGUAUCGGCGCGUCAAACUAAGCAAGAGAGAGAGUCCCUGAUAAUAUUAUUCAAGAACGGCCCGCUCCGCAUCACCAUGAUUCUGAUGGUGGUCGUCUACAUGGUGUGUGCGGUGAUAUUCGAUGGUCUGGUGCGGCUGUCAGACGCAUUCGGCCUGGACUUCUUCAUAACGUUCACGUUUACGUCGGCUACGGAGAUCCCUUCAGUUACGUUUGUAGCACUUCUACUUGACAGAUGGGGUCGUAGAGUUCUGACGUGCGGUCCUAUGGGAAUAUCCGGGCUCUUGAUACUGAUCGCGAUUUUUGUUCCCAAAGGCAUCGCCCAAGCUGCACUGGCCGUAAUGGCGCGGUUCUUCAUCAACAUGUCGUACAACGCUGCGGUCCAGUGGGUCACGGAGCUGCUGCCCACGGGCGUCAGGGCGUCGGGAUCCUCAGUCCUGCACAUGAGCGGCUACGUCGCUAUAGUGCUCUCACCUUUUAUUGUCUAUUCGGAACGUGUCUGGACCCUGCUGCCGCUAGUUAUCCUGAGCGUGAUAGCUCUGGCCGGCAGCGGUGUCGGCGUCGUGCUGCCGGAGACCAUGGGCAGAUCCAUGCCGCAGACUAUGGCCGACGGCGAGAGGCUCGUCAGAGAUUAUUCGUUAUGCUGGAAACCAAAGUCGGAAAGCUCAGAAACAGCUCAAUGGAAAAACGAAAAGGAAAAAACUCAUCCUUUAGUAUAGAAACUCCUUCCAGUGCCCGAAGGGAAGGAACUUCCGAGGGUGCGUGUUUACGGACGCAAAUGAUCCGAGGUGAUCAUUAAGGUUAAUUUUACUCAACGUAUUGCGUAUUAAUAAUAAAAAUAGAUAAACAAUCAUCGUAGUGCAUUUACUUUUACGUAAUUGCAAGCUUGUUAAGCAGUUCUAGGGAAAAUGUUCGAACUCUAAGUGCGAACUUUGCGUUUGUGUGGGUGUGGGUCAAUGACAUCUGAUAGUAAAAAUACAAAUACAACUUAAUAACGGGUAUUUUAUUGUUAAUUUGUAUUUUUGUAUUUAUUAGCGUAUGUGGGUAGGCCGUCGGACGGUAAGCCGUUACCGGGGA
This is a messenger RNA of Bombyx mandarina (wild silkworm), 3745 nucleotides long. RefSeq names its product carcinine transporter. Gene Ontology annotation, biological process: transmembrane transport. Gene Ontology annotation, cellular component: membrane. Gene Ontology annotation, molecular function: transmembrane transporter activity. The record is from RefSeq and is a predicted model, not a curated record. Lineage: Eukaryota; Metazoa; Arthropoda; Insecta; Lepidoptera; Bombycidae.